AUGAAUGAAGUAAAAUGCAUUUCGAGUCGUUUGAAAAACCUCGGAAUUGUUAAACAAGGUGAUUUUUUUGUAGAUAGAAGGGUAGGCAUCAUUUUGAGAAAUCUCCACAGCCCCUCAUCCAGCGAACAUGUGUUAAAAAAUAAAGAAAUAAAUCGAAAUAAGAAGCAGCAAAUAUGGAUGAAAAAGAUACACGUAAAGGAAUUGCCGCGAAAAAAGUUUGGAAAUAAAUUGGGAACAGUAGCAAAAAUGCUAUAUUUGAGGCGUGUCAGUGGGGAUGGAGCAGAAGAUCGUGUCCUUUACACGAACAAGCGUGCUGGGGAUUGUGGGCAAAGUGCUCAUUCGGAUGUGUUCGUACGUGUAGGAAACAAUCCUGCUGGUGAAUCAAGUGAUACACAAAUUAGUCAUAACGGUAAGAGCUAUACCAGCACGUGCCGCUCAAAUGGGCCUAGCCCAUGGCACACUGAGAAUGAACAGCAACAUAAACCGAACGGAAAAGAAAUCAUUCAACUUAGGAGUAACGAAAAUGAAGUCACUUCAACCCGAAGUAGCACAAAUGUGCGCAGAAUGGGCAACCUGAGUGAACAUCACCCUGAUAAACACCUAUGGGAUGACAUUUGCGAUGAACUGAAGUACCAUUUGCCGUUCCUUCAGCCGUAUAGUAUAACCACGGCUUUGAAUUAUCUAUCCAAAGUGAACUAUGAGGAAUACAACAUUUUCAAGCUAGUUGCAGAAAAUGUAGAUGAAAGAUGGAUCAAAAAUUUUAACAUAAAAGAUCUCUCCCAACUGCUCUUGUCUUAUUCAAGACUUCACACAAAAUAUGACUCAUUUGUAAAUUUAAUUAGCAGAGAAUUGUUAUAUAAAAUAUGCUUUGCAAAUAUGGAGGAGAUAGCUUUAAUAGCCUAUUCGUACACAAAAAUGAAAAUAUACGAUUAUGAGGUUUUUCUUCAUUUGUGUAAUGAGACAAAACGGAGGUUGAAGAAGGAGCUAACACAAAGUGUAGGCAACUGUGUUGAUGUUACCACAGAUGGUUCACAUAGCACUGUAGGGAUAGCUCAUAACGAAAGAGAUGGCCAACUGCAUAGAAACUGCGAUAAAGGGGGAAGGCUUCCCAGGGAAGAACAUUCCUCUUACCCCUUGGAGGAUACACAAAGAGGGGGGAUUUCCCAGAUGAGAGCAAUUCAGCAAGAAAUGAAUAAAACGGAAACAAACGAUGGUGAAGCAGACCCCAAUUGGGGACACCACAACAUAGGGGAAUCAUCCCUCCAAACGGAUAAUACUUACAGUAAGAAGAAUCUACAUAAGGGGUCAAAUUUUAAUGCCACCCUCACUCAGUUAAGUAGAGGAGAAACUGCACAAAAGGAUAGCGAAAGAGGACCAAGCAAGAAAUAUUCCCACAUUUGUCUGUUGACCUACUGCCUCGGGAAAAACAAACAUCGGGAUGAUGAACUCCUUGGCUUAAUUUCGAAAUAUAUAAAUGUAGAAAGGAUUAACAACAUAGAUGUAAGCAAUUUGUCUUACGCAUUUUCUCUGUUCGAUUUUUAUGAAGGCCGUUUUUUUGAGCAGUUCUGCGAUAAGAGUCGCCAAAUUGUGCAUUCUGCGGAGCCUUCUCAGAAGGUAGUUAUCAUGUCAUAUCUUUUAAAACACCCGAGGGAAGAAAUGCUAAGUGUGUAUGUGUUGUAUGUUAAAUAUAUGGGCGACGAAAUGGGACAGAAUGACAUAUAUAAAGAAUCGCUCCUCCUGAACAUGUGCAUAAACAGCUUUUCGAGUGACGUAUUUUUAAACUUCCUCCUUAAUGUAGUAACUUGCCCAGGAAAGGAUGGCAAUGAGCCGGAAAAAAUAAAUCAAGCCAGUUUCCUGUUAAACUUUUUGGUUGACUACGCAACUUUUUUUAUGAGAAAAAAGAAAAUGUGCUCACGUGAUUAUCCGAAGAUUUUGAACAUGCUCUUAAAAAUUUUUCCUAUUAUGGGGUUACCCUCCUGA
Messenger RNA from Plasmodium cynomolgi strain B, 1980 nucleotides. RefSeq lists its product as hypothetical. The coding region runs from base 1 to 1980 and encodes 659 amino acids. Lineage: Eukaryota; Apicomplexa; Aconoidasida; Haemosporida; Plasmodiidae. The record is from RefSeq and is a predicted model, not a curated record. The transcript has 2 exons.